Molecule: messenger RNA, 1369 nt
Organism: Oryza brachyantha (malo sina)
Lineage: Eukaryota; Viridiplantae; Streptophyta; Magnoliopsida; Poales; Poaceae
Product: 5'-nucleotidase SurE
Exons: 10
Coding region: 117-1073 (318 amino acids)
Cellular component (GO): cytosol
Molecular function (GO): nucleotidase activity
Source: RefSeq, a predicted model, not a curated record
AAUCGCCGAAAACCCCGUGCAGCGCCAACGGCGAAGGCAGAAGCCGGCAAAGCGUAGCGCGGAACGGAAAACGGAAGGCAGCCAGCCACCCGCCGCCGCGUGCCGUGCCUCGAUCGAUGGACUCCUCCUCCUCCUCCUCCUCCUCCGCGGCGGCUGGGGCCGGGGCGCCGGAGCCGGUGGUGCUGGUGACGAACGACGACGGCAUCGACGCGCCGGGGCUCCGCUUCCUCGUCGACCAGCUCGUCGCCGCCCGCCGCUUCCGCGUCCUCGUCUGCGCGCCCGACACAGACAGGUCAGGCGUUAGCCACUCCAUCACAUGGCGCCCUGCGCUCCGCUGUAAACGGGUUGAUAUAGAUGGUGCUACAGCAUUUGCAGCCUCAGGGACUCCUGCUGACUGUGCCUCUUUAGGCAUAUCUGGGAAGCUCUUUAAUGGUUUGGUUCCAGAUCUGGUAGUUAGUGGAAUCAAUGUUGGCAACAAUUGUGGAUACCAUGUUGUCUAUUCUGGAACAGUUGGUGGUGCUAGGGAGGCAUUCUUAUAUGGGAUUCCUGCAUUAGCUAUGUCAUAUGAUUGGGUCGCAGGUCAGAGCAGUGCUAACGACCUCAAAAUGGCUGCAGAGGUUGUUAUUCCUCUAAUAAAUACUGUCAUGGUUGAGAUUAAGAAUGGAACAUAUCCUCGAGGCUCAUUCUUGAAUAUAGAUAUACCAACUGAUGCUGCACACCACAAGGGAUACAAAAUUACAAAGCAAGGAAAGUAUAUGGCCAGAAUUGGUUGGGAGCAAACAGUUUAUAAGAAGCCUGCAGUAGAAAGUUACCAGACAGCAAACAUGGAUAUCGACAGUGAAAAGGACAGUGAACAAGAUACUUCAUCAGAGAAUGACCUAUUGUUUAAAAGAGUGCUUGUGAGGCGAAGUUAUGAUGAAGAGGAAGGGGAUGACAUGGAUCACAAGUCCCUUGUAGAUGGAUAUAUUACUGUUACUCCUUUGGGAGCUCUCUCGCGUGCAGAAGCUGAUGUCGUACCAUACUAUAAAGCUUGCUUGUCACGUCUGGCUGAUAACUCAUCUUCCUCCCUCUAGUGAUCCUUUUCAGGUGAUCAGGAUACUUGAUGGGGCCGAGGAAACGAACCAGUUGGUGUCAUGACCUUGCAAUUUGCAAAUAAAUUUACAUGAAUUUCUGGCCUUAUAGCUGAUUGCCACUGAUGCAUUGCCAUAUUAUGUACUUCCAUGAUAAUUGUUCAGAGCAUAUUUAUCACGUAACUCGUACUAUUUACAACUACAGUUCCACAAUAAUUCAUUGGUAUUAUAUUUUCUCUGAGCUUGUUUCAUAUAAAGCCAUAUCAAUCACAUUUCUAAGCUUCUCCCAAUUUCUUGAA